AUGGAGGAACAUAAAAUAAAUAAACAAAUAGAUGAACAAUUACACAUGUUAACAACACAUGGAUAUUAUGAUGUGAAGCGAUAUAUGAUUAAAGCGGAAGCAGAAAUAAGAGCCAAAAUGAUAUGCGAAGAAAGAUUCCAAAAUAUCGAAAACGAUAUAGAAGAUGAGAUGUCCAUUGAUGCCAUUGAAGAAUACAAAGGAAAACGUUUUAGAUAUACAAAUGGUUAUUCAAGAUACUAUGAUGUUCAAACAGAUGAAAAGCAAAAUUUUGAGGAAGACAUUUUUGAAAUUGAAGGGGGCCGUGACGCAAUUGAUGAAAUUCUUCAAGGUCUAGAAAGCGGUGAUAAAAUUGUUGUUAAUACAAAAAGAAGAGCAGUUAAAGGUACAUUGUUAUCGAUUGGUGAUGACAUGGUUACUAUAAGAAAUAGUGACCGAAGAAGAGUAGAGUAUUCUUUCAGACAGAUCGUUGAGAAUGGAAUUAAGUUCAAAAAAGACGAAGAAUCUGAAUAA
This is a messenger RNA of Hepatospora eriocheir, 510 nucleotides long. The record is from the annotation of a GenBank genome assembly. NCBI's taxonomy places the organism in Eukaryota, Fungi, Microsporidia, Hepatosporidae.